AUGGCCUCGAAUGUGGUGGUAUUAUGUGAAGGCAACCGACAGGUUGUCAAGACAACUCCCACGAUGGCCUUGAAACAAAUAGUCAAUACUGUGUGUACGAAACGUAAGCUUGAUCCUGAAAAAUAUGGACUAAAAUUGAAUAAAACGAUCCUUGAUCUCUCGUUGUCCGUGCGGUUCGCUAAUUUGGCGCCUGGUGCGAAACUUGAAUUAGUACGUCUAAAUGCACCGAAAGUUCAAAAGGAGGUUACUGUUGCUCUUCAGCUUGGCGAGGAGGGGAGAUUCAUGUCAAAGUUUAUGCCCAAUACAAGUCUGUGGGACAUACUGAGUCAAGUUGAAAAGCAAUCGCCUGAUGGUUCGCUUAACAUAACACACCGAACUGCAAAGGCAACUCAGGCUAAUAAGAGCGCGUUCAAGAAACUGAUCAAGCCAGACAACACGUUAUACUACCAACAGCCCGUCUGUAUCCUUUCGAACAAUGAGUUUUCAACAAUAUCAGCACUGAAAUCUACGACACUGCAAUCUUUAGGACUUACAUCUGGUAACAUUUUAAUCCGCGUAUUAUUUAGACACACGAAUCUUACCUUGGACGAGGCCGUAGCUGAAAUUAUGGCCACUGCCGACGUUGGUGCGUCUACCGCAAAGACAUCAUCUGGAGCCACAACCUCUUCAUCUGCGCAUACGCCGAUCGCCACUCGAAUAGAAACUUCAACUACACCUUUAACUGCAUCUCCGCGUUCUCAACAACCUUCUAAAUCAACGAAUUUAUCUCAAGCGGUACGCAUGGAGACCACUGAAAUGCCUCCCACCACUGCUAAUCCACCGGCAGCGCGUUUACAGGAAGAUGCGGGUACUACCGAUAAUUUGUCGACUGAAAUUGAAGAAAAAGGAAGAGUCGAAGGAGGGGGGGAAAUGGUAGAGCCCGAAUUAUCUGGGGCGAAAGGGAUCGAGAUGCAGGGACAAAUGAAAGUUGAGAAAAAGGAGACGGAUGAAAAGAAGAAAAUGGAUGCUGCGGCAACGGAGAUCGAGACGAAGGGGAAAAUGGUAAUUGAGGAAAGUGAUAUUGAGAAUAAAGAAAAAACGGAAGGUGUGAAAGAUAAAGAAAUAGGAGAUAAUAUGGACAUCGAUGAAGAAGAGCCGAAAUUCUUUGAUAGGAACGUUAAAGUGUAUAAUCCUCCCCCGGCUAAUAUGCAAAUAACACAUAUCGAACUUCCAGAUUCAUUUUACGAACUUACACCAACAGAAUUGAAAUACCUUAUUGCAAUGCAAAAAGCAAAAAACACAGCUUUGGAGAAUGCGGUGUUGAAAACUAAGGCUGUGAGAGAACAAGAAGAAGUUGCUCGAGAACGCAAAUAUCCAAAGACAUUGAUACGCAUACGAUUUCCGGAUCGAACGCAGUUGGAAGGAUCGUUUCUGUCAAAGGAGCCUGUGGAAGAAUUGUACAAAUUUGUAAGAGAGGCAGUCAGGACACCAGCGAGAGAAUUUUACUUGUUUAUUGCUCCACCUAAAAAAGUAUUGGACGAUAUGCGGAUAAGUUUAUACAAAGCUGAAUUGUCACCUGCAUCGAUUGUACAUUUCAACUGGUCAGAUAAACAGUCAGAUGAUCCUCCCUACUUGAAUUCUACUUAUCUCCUCCUCCGUCAAGACCUUAUUCAUUCUACGGAUGAAUCAGUUCCAACCUCUACUUCAUUCAUCUCAGAAUCCGCCGAUUCGCACUCUCGUGGUUAUUCUCUAAAGGAGUCAUCGUCGCAAGUGGGCGGAAGUAAGAAAAACGAGCGCGCGGCAAGCGCAAGCGGGAGUACAAGCGGACGCACAGCCGGGAGAUCAGACGCAAGUUCAAGUGGAAGUACAACGGAUAGUAAGAAACAGCGACUUGCUAAAUUGUUCAAGUUUAUCAACAAGUAA
Paraglomus occultum is the source of this 1902-nucleotide messenger RNA. The record is from the annotation of a GenBank genome assembly. Lineage: Eukaryota; Fungi; Glomeromycota; Glomeromycetes; Paraglomerales; Paraglomeraceae.